AAACUAGAUAAAACAGAAAUGAAUUUUUGAAUAUUUGAUGUAUGACAUGAACACCAUUAUGUAUCGCCGUGUUGUGGGCUUAUUUCUGUUCGCUUGUCUCAUUUUAAACUCGGCUGACAGUUUGCAAUGCAGCUCGUCCUUACUCACCAACUUCUUCAGGCGCGCGAUCGGAAAAUUCUGCAACGUAGGCGACCCUGGAAAACUUAGCAGCACGCUGGAUGUUCUGGAAACAACUAUUCUUCCGGUAGACGUCCCGUCUCUACAUCCGGCUUUUACGUUGACUUUAGUCCAUAAAAUUAACGGAGUCCCUGAGAAACAGCACGUGUUGGCCAUCACACUGGAUGUGGAUAAACUCAUACGGGUCGUCCCUUACAACGUGAGCCAUCCUGAUGCUUUCCCCAACGGUGACGCGAACUUGACCCUGAUCUCCACCCUGAGCAAGGACGAAUUCCAGUGCAGGGAGGAAUGUGUGGCCCUCUUCAGGCUCAUUGAGGCUAACUCUUUCGUCGGCUCAUGGCCCGAGUGUACAGGAUUCUACAACGGAGGUCGGCCAUCGUACACCGUAGGUCUCACUUGUAACUCCUUCGCUGUUGUCUCAACGCUGGGUUUGUUCCCGGAGCACUCGAGUACUGUCCCCUACAUCGUCUGGUCCAAGGAAAGAAUUCCUCUACCACCAAAUCUGAUUGCUGAAGGACAUGGAGAGAACGACCCUUGCAACUGUACCAGCAGGUUGAGAUAGAUCCUAGACUAUACUGGGAUCUACUUGUAGCCUACUAGGCAGUGGGCGACAUCAGACCAACAAGAACUUUUGAUUCUACUUUUAACAGUUAAAAAUACUUAAAUUUUAGAUAAUGUUGACAAAUAAUAAAUCCGCUGUAUUUCAGUUUGUU
Molecule: messenger RNA, 890 nt
Organism: Physella acuta
Lineage: Eukaryota; Metazoa; Mollusca; Gastropoda; Physidae
Source: RefSeq, a predicted model, not a curated record